Molecule: messenger RNA, 1395 nt
Organism: Elephantulus edwardii (Cape elephant shrew)
Lineage: Eukaryota; Metazoa; Chordata; Mammalia; Macroscelidea; Macroscelididae
Gene: L2HGDH
Product: L-2-hydroxyglutarate dehydrogenase
Exons: 10
Coding region: 1-1386 (461 amino acids)
Molecular function (GO): (S)-2-hydroxy-acid oxidase activity; (S)-2-hydroxyglutarate dehydrogenase activity
Source: RefSeq, a predicted model, not a curated record
AUGCUGUCAGCACUGCGGUACUUGGGGCGACCCCGUGGCCCAGCGCUCGGGGGCUUCCCUGAGGUGUUCUGGUCGCUUCGUGGAAGUCGGCUGCUGCUGCUCGGUUUUCUUUAUGGCCGCAGUGCCAGCACUAACUCCUUUGAUUUGGUCGUCAUUGGUGGUGGAAUUGUGGGGCUUGCCUCUGCCAGAGCACUCAUCCGGCGGCAUCCAGCACUUUCCAUUGGUCUGCUGGAAAAGGAAAACAAAUUAGCUGUUCACCAGACUGGACAUAACAGUGGUGUCAUACAUAGUGGAAUUUAUUAUAAACCUGCAUCUUUGAAAGCUAAACUGUGUGUUCAAGGUGCAUCCCUCCUCUAUGAGUACUGUGACAAAAAGGGAAUUCCCUACAAGCAGUGUGGCAAGCUUAUAGUCGCUGUUGAACAAAAAGAAUUUCCCACACUUAAGGAUCUGUAUGAAAGAGGCCUUCAGAAUGGUGUCCGGGGUCUGAGACUGAUCCAACAAGAAGAAAUUAAAAAGAAGGAGCCGUAUUGUAGGGGUCUAAUGGCUAUUGAUUGCCCAUAUACUGGCAUUGUGGACUAUCGGCAGGUGGCUUUGUCAUUUGCCCAGGAUUUCCAAGAUGCAGGUGGCUCAGUUUUGACAAAUUUCGAAGUAAAAGAUAUUGAAAUGAUGAAAGAAAGCCCUUCAGGAAGUCAGGAUGGAAUGAAAUAUCCAGUUGUCAUUAGGAAUACAAAGGGAGAGGAGGUUUGGUGUCAGAAUGUUAUAACAUGUGCAGGACUUUAUUCAGACCGUAUUUCAGAGAUGAGUGGCUGCAAUCCUGAUCCUCGAAUUGUACCCUUCCGAGGUGAUUAUCUGCUCUUGAAACCAGAAAAAUCCUAUCUUGUAAAAGGGAAUAUUUACCCGGUUCCAGAUAGCCGGUUUCCUUUUCUAGGAGUUCACUUCACACCAAGAAUGGAUGGCAGUAUUUGGCUAGGGCCUAAUGCAAUUCUUGCCUUUAAACGAGAGGGUUACAAACCCUUUGAUUUCAGUGUCAGAGAUGUUAUGGAUAUAAUUAUCAACAGUGGCUUGGGUAAACUCGUAUUCGAGAAUUUCUCCUUUGGAGUUAGUGAAAUGUAUAAGGCCUGUUUUCUCAGUGCAACAGUGAAGCAUCUUCAGAAGUUCAUCCCUGAAAUCACUAUCGGUGAUCUACUUAGAGGUCCAGCCGGAGUAAGAGCCCAAGCCUUGGAUAGAGAUGGAAAUUUGAUAGACGAUUUUGUAUUUGAUGGAGGGAUUGGAGAAAUUGGAAGUCGCAUUCUUCAUGUGAGAAACGCACCUUCCCCAGCUGCCACUUCUUCCCUUGCCAUUUCUGCGAUGAUUGCAGAUGAAGUGCAACAAAGAUUCGGGUUGUAAAUCAUGAAA